Salvelinus sp. IW2-2015 is the source of this 1592-nucleotide messenger RNA. Its product is annotated as protein lifeguard 3. NCBI's taxonomy places the organism in Eukaryota, Metazoa, Chordata, Actinopteri, Salmoniformes, Salmonidae. Gene Ontology annotation, cellular component: Golgi apparatus; endoplasmic reticulum. The record is from RefSeq and is a predicted model, not a curated record. Gene Ontology annotation, biological process: negative regulation of apoptotic signaling pathway.
AUCUGUCUGCCUGCUGCGGGAGGAAACAAGGCGGGGUCAGAAAGAGUGAAAAGGGACCAGAGAGAGAGAGAGAAGCUAACAGUUUCAAAACUCGACGGAAUUAGAGUUUCAAACUUCAAUAAUUUGAUCAUCUGUCGUUUAGAGAUUGGGUGGUUAUAGCCGUGUUAUAAGACUGGUCGCCUUUUAUAUCGUUUUUUUGUCUUGUUAUUGUUUGCGUUCUUGUUUUUCCUGGAUUCAUUGCGUGACAGUAUGUCUCGGUCUGACUUCCCCCUGGGUUACGAUGACUCUCAUUCCCCCCUCUAUGGCCCCCAAGGUGGUAACUACCCCCCUCCCCCUGCCUAUGGCUUCCCUGCCAAUGGAGGUCCCCCAUCAGGCCAGCCCUCGUCCUUCUACCCCUCUGGUCCCCAUGGACCUCCAUAUCCUGGCCAGCCUGCCGGAUACCCUGCUGGGCCCUACCCAGGCCAGCCUCACCCCGGGGGUCCAGGGUACAACAACCAGCCUAUGAUGCCACCCAUGCCACCUAUAAUCCCCCCUACGAUGCCUAGCAGUGCACUGAGCGGCGAUGGAGAGGGGUUUGCGGCAGGCAGCUUUGAUAGUCUGAAAGUGCGACAUUCCUUCAUACGAAAGGUGUAUAUGAUCCUGGCAUCUCAGCUACUCGUCACUGUCGCAAUCGUGGCCGUCUUCACAUUUGUUGACUCUGUCAAGAAGUUUGUGAUCGCAAACCCAGCUGUCUACUGGGCAUCAUUCGCUGUGUAUUUCGUCACUCACAUUGUGCUGGUCUGCUGUAAAGGACCCAGGAGGAAAUUCCCAUGGAAUGUCAUCCUGCUGGCCAUCUUUACACUGGCCAUGUCCUACAUGACGGGCACCAUAUCCAGUUACUAUGAUACUAAGGCAGUGUUUCUGGCUCUGGGCAUCACCGUCAUUGUGUGUAUCAUCACCACUGUCUUCUGCUUCCAGACCAAGGUGGACCUCACUUCAUGCACAGGCCUAUUCUGUGUCCUGGGGAUCGUUGUCAUGGUGGCAGGCAUCAUCACAGCCAUUGUGCUCUCCUUCAAAUAUAUUCCUUGGCUUCACAUGGUGUAUGCGGCCGUUGGCGCAAUAGUCUACACACUGUUUCUGGCGUACCACACACAGCUGUUGAUCGGCAAGGGGAAGAACUCUAUCAGUCCAGAGGAGUAUGUGUUCGCAGCGCUCUCCAUCUACGUCGACAUCGUCCAGAUCUUCCUGUGCCUGCUGCAGCUUAUUGGUGCAGCCAACAGAUGAAUCCCCGGAAACAACGUUCCUUCCCAUCCCCUCCCCCCCUGAGACAGGCAGACUCAGCUCACCAGAGUGCAACUGUACUCACUAUAGAAUUAGAAUGAGUAGAAUGGAAAUACUGGUGUACCUACCACAGAACGUUGUUUUGAAUGGGAACGUUCUUUCUACUAAUCCUAAUUCUAUGGAUUUGACUUCGCUAACACACAUAUUUAGCCAUUUUCAUGAAGUCUACUCUUCUGCUAAAAUGCAUCUGCUUGAAAAGACAUAUGUAGUAAUAUAUCAGUAUAGACACCAGUGGUGUAAAGUAACUAAGUAAAAAAUACUUUGAAGUACUA